Molecule: messenger RNA, 825 nt
Organism: Fopius arisanus
Lineage: Eukaryota; Metazoa; Arthropoda; Insecta; Hymenoptera; Braconidae
Gene: Snp
Product: Snipper
Exons: 1
Coding region: 92-742 (216 amino acids)
Biological process (GO): exonucleolytic trimming to generate mature 3'-end of 5.8S rRNA from tricistronic rRNA transcript (SSU-rRNA, 5.8S rRNA, LSU-rRNA)
Molecular function (GO): 3'-5'-RNA exonuclease activity; nucleic acid binding
Source: RefSeq, a predicted model, not a curated record
GAGUAAGGAUAAAAAUUCACGAAAUAAGUGACAAAAAUCUUGGAGUAAUAAAUAAUCGUGAGAAGUGAGAAGAAUAAAUGAAGAAUUAAUCAUGUCAAUGAGAUUAUUAGCAAGAAGAGCUCAAAGACUUUUGAAAAAUCGUCAAGAUGUGGUUCAACCUUUCAAAUACCUUCUUGUUCUCGACUUUGAGGCCACUUGUGAGAAAGACAUCCCUAUAGAAACCCCAGAAAUAAUAGAAUUUCCGUGUGUAGCCCUGAACACUCAAAGUUGGGAGAUCGAGGAAAUCUUUCACAGAUACAUAAAGCCCCGCGUUAAGCCCAUCCUCACCCCUUUCUGCACAGAAUUAACUGGAAUAAUGCAGGAGACUGUUGAUGAUGAGGAACACUUUCCUCAGGUUUUUAAAGACUUCUCCAGUUGGAUGCAGAGAAAUAACUUCGAUAAAGACAAGUGCGCAUUUGUCACCUGUGGUGAUUGGGACCUGAAGGUGAUGUUGCCGGGUCAGUGUGCCAUUGAUGGACUCAAGGUGCCUGAAUACCUGAACAAGUGGAUUAAUUUGAAGAGGAGCUACUGUGAAGCCACCCAGAUCUAUCCCAAAAGUCUCAAUGACAUGAUCAGGAGGCUGAAGCUACAACCCCAAGGGAGAGCUCACUCUGGACUACAUGAUUCUAUCAAUAUGGUCCAAGUUAUAGAGACAUUAGCUAAAAAUCAUAAAGCGAAAUUCGAUUUGACGUCUGUAAGAUAAUUCGGGCCUUAUGUGUGUUUUUGACAAUAAAGGUUUUAUAGAGAUCAUUUAUUAAUUAUUUUUCCUUGCGAAUAUAAAGGAUG